This is a messenger RNA of Paramecium primaurelia, 345 nucleotides long. The record is from the annotation of a GenBank genome assembly. NCBI's taxonomy places the organism in Eukaryota, Ciliophora, Oligohymenophorea, Peniculida, Parameciidae.
AUGGGAUCAUCUUGUUGUGCUUAACAAGUGGCCGAAGAGCAGGAUCAUGAACUAGAGAAUAAAUACAAGUACGAUCCACACAAAUAACCAGCUAAAGGAGCAUUUAAGAAAUAAAAUGAAGAUAAAAAAAUUGUCAAGUUUCCAACCAGAGUACGAUAAGAAGAUGAUGAAAAAAAUAAGGGUGAAGAAGAAAGUCCUAUUGGUAAUCCAUUAAUUGAAGAAAAUGUUAUUGCACCAGAUGCUAAAUCUCAUAAGUCAUAACACACUUAGAAAUCUCACUAAACCAAUAAAAGAGGAUUAUUUAGCAAGUAGGUAAGUUAAUUUGUAAAAUGCGAAGAUGAUUGA